AUGGAAGAAGUUCCCCAAGACGAGAGUGACACGAUGACUUUAAGUCCCGAGAUCAUAUCUGGCCUUCACAUAACAAGUGAGACGAAAGAGCUUUCUUUAUUCUCAUUAUUAAACAAAACUAAAACAGCGAAUGGUAAAAAGCUAUUAGAGAACUAUAUUCUCCAUCCCUUAACGAACAAAACGCAGAUCAAUUUUCGUCUUGAUUUAGUUCAGUCUUUUGUCGAUAAUUCGCCUGCAAGAUUAAGAAUCAUGGAGGAAGGCCUAGUCUUAAUACCCGACAUCACACGAAUCACGAAAACGAUAGAAAAAAUCACAUUAGAGAAUGUUGUCAUUUUAUAUAAUGUGAUUCAAUCGACCAAAAAAAUCUGCGAAUUUUUGGACGAUAUAAAAGGAACGCAAAUUGGACUUCAAAUCACAUUCCCUCUCAAAAAGUGUUUAGCGGAUCUUGUGAAUUAUGAGGAACUCGUCAACACGUUGAUCGAUCUCGACGCAGCGCACAACGGGGUCUAUCGGAUCCGCGACGACUUCGACGAGACUCUCCGAGACAUUCGCGAGAAGUUAGAUGAGAUCGACAAACUGUUUACUGCAGCUCAACUUCAAACUGCGAGUGACUUAGGUGUCAAAGCAGAUAAAGUGAAGUUAGUAGAAUACAACAGUAACACAGUCUUACGAGUAGCCAAGGGCAUAGAAAAGACGGUGAAAGCCGACAGUCGUUUCAAAGUCCUUCAGUCAUUGAAAGGUGAGUGUAAAUUCACUUUUAAAACUCUUCAAGAGCUUAAUGUGAAGAAAGCGGAGUUAGUGAAGAAGCAAGACAAAGUGUCACAAACGUUUGUGGAUGAGAUCGUCAAAGUUGUUGUUGGGUACAAAAGUUCAUUUGAAGAGAUUAGCAGUGUCGUUUCUUUGAUCGACGUCAUUCAAUCAUUUGCAACAACUGCCGUGAACAGCGAGGAGUCGUACGUACGGCCUGUUAUAACCGAAGACGCGGGGAACAUUAUAUUAAUGAAAGCGCGACAUCCUCUUGCAGAGACUUUGAGUAGUUCAGGGUUUGUUGAGAAUGAUGUGUACAUUAAUAGAGAAACGAGUCGAUUUCAAAUCGUGACUGGACCAAACAUGGGAGGGAAGUCGACGUAUUUGCGGAUGAUAGGGAUGUGUGUUAUAAUGGCGCAAAUUGGGAUGUAUGUGCCGUGUGAUAGUGCCGAAGUCGCCAUCUGUGACAAUGUGAUGUGUCGAAUUGGUGCUGGCGAUGACAUCGUUCAAGGCGUAUCGACGUUUAUGGCGGAGAUGAAAGACAGUGCGCAGAUCUUACGGAAAGCGACGAGUAAGACAUUAGUCCUCAUUGAUGAACUUGGGCGAGGAACAAGUACAUUUGAUGGGUUUGGGAUAGCGUGGGGGAUUUCGGAGUAUUUGAUUAAUGAAAUUGGCUGUUUUUGUGUGUUUGCGACGCACUUCCACGAAGUGACUGCACUUGAGAAACGGAAUGCGGGGGUGAAAAAUGUCCACGUUGUAGCGAGUAUAGUGAACAGACAACUUGUUUUGAAAUACAAAGUGAACGAUGGGAGUACUGAUCAAAGUUUGGCGGUGUAUGUAGCAGAGUGGGCGGACUUCCCCAAGGAAGUUGUUGAUGAAGCAAAGAAGAAAGCGCAUGAUCUUGAGUUAGAAACCGACUCGAAGAAGAAGUUAGAAACGUUCAAUGAGAAAAUGCCGAAUCGUGAGGUUAUAUAUGACAAUGUCACUCAACAAGUAGUGAUUGAAGGGAAGAGGAUCAUUAAAGAGUUUAAUGUGGCGCUGCGCCAAACUGAGCCAGAUAAGAUCGACCAAUUACGAGCGAAAUACAAGGCGAUGAUAUGCACCAACGAUUUCUUGAAGUUGUUAGAUCGUGUGAGUCAUUGA
Entamoeba invadens IP1 is the source of this 1890-nucleotide messenger RNA. RefSeq names its product DNA mismatch repair protein MsH2, putative. The transcript has a single exon. The coding region runs from base 1 to 1890 and encodes 629 amino acids. Gene Ontology annotation, cellular component: MutSalpha complex; nucleus. The record is from RefSeq and is a predicted model, not a curated record. Gene Ontology annotation, molecular function: ATP-dependent DNA damage sensor activity; ATP binding; mismatched DNA binding. Gene Ontology annotation, biological process: mismatch repair; mitotic recombination. NCBI's taxonomy places the organism in Eukaryota, Evosea, Mastigamoebida, Endamoebidae.